Heterotrigona itama is the source of this 1565-nucleotide messenger RNA. The record is from the annotation of a GenBank genome assembly. NCBI's taxonomy places the organism in Eukaryota, Metazoa, Arthropoda, Insecta, Hymenoptera, Apidae.
AUUAUAUAUAUAUAUAUACACAUUCAAAAUUUAAUAAGUUUAGAAGUGUAAUGUGUAUCAAUCAUUGAAACAAAUCAGUAUUAUUUCGUCUGUGACACGUAAGUACAUACUUGUUUCGCAGGUUUAAGAAUAACAAUAACUAUCAAAAGAAAUUUUACAUAAAAAUCUCAUUCUACUGAUUUUCGAUGAAUUUCUUUUUACAUCAACAAUUAUGAUUAUUUUUCUCAAAUCAAUAAAUCAUGGAUAUCGAUGUUAGUAAACUAAUAAAUUAGAAUAAAUGUAUUACAUUCGUCAUUUACUAAACUUGUUUGAUUAAAUCACUUUCUUAUUACUUGUUAAUAUUUUCUAUACAUACAUACGAUACAGACAAUACAUACGAUAAAAAAUUCUACACAAUAUCAGUGUACACUAUAUUACAAUUCGUCUAUGAUUGAAUAAAAUAAAAAUUUAGUUUAAGACUGUUGACUAAGAACGGAUUUGCUUAAUGCUUAUGUCAGUCAAUAUUACGGGAUUCUCAAUCGGUAUAGCAGUUUAUGUUCUAAAAAAUAUAUUCUACUUCUCUAUCUACAAUAAUAUACUUUUCAUCUAUGUCAUUUCUCAAAUGAUUAGUAAUGAUACAGUGAUCUUUACUUAGGUCUACUAAAUAAACUGAAAUUAAUCAUAGUUAGUGUAGUAAUACCUGUUAAAUGUUAAUAAUUGUCAUGCCAGGAAAUUUAUUCAAUCUCAAAUUUGCUGUAAAGGAAUUAGAGAGAAAUUCGAAGAAAUGCGAAAAAGAAGAAAAAGUAGAAAAGGCAAAAAUAAAGAAAGCUAUUCAAAAAGGUAAUAUGGAAGGUGCACGAAUUCACGCAGAAAAUGCAAUUCGUCAACGUAAUCAAGCACUUAAUUAUUUGCGAAUGAGUGCAAGAGUUGAUGCAGUGGCUAGUAGAGUACAAACUGCUUUAACUACGCGUAAAGUUACUCAGUCAAUGGCUGGAGUAGUUAAAGCUAUGGAUGCAGCAAUGAAGUCAAUGAACUUAGAAAAAAUUUCAGGUUUAAUGGAUAAGUUUGAAAGUCAAUUUGAAGAUUUAGAUGUACAAAGUUCAUAUAUGGAGAAUGCCAUGUCUCAGACUACAACAACCAAUAUUCCACAGAAUGAUGUUGAUUCUUUAUUACAACAAGUUGCAGAUGAAGCUGGUCUGGAGUUAAAUAUGGAAUUGCCAUCUGGACAAUUAGGUAGUAUAGGUACCUCUACCGUCAGUCAAGAACAAGAUGAACUUACACAGCGAUUAGCGAGACUUCAAGUAUAUGGUUCUUCUGUGAUCAAAUGUAAAUUCGAUGACAUUUCUAAAUUCCGAAAUACUUCGCUUAUGGGAGGGACAUCUGGUAAUUCUAAAGUUGUUAACCCGUUAAAUUCUGUUCUAUACCUACGAGAAAAAAUGGCAUCUUACCAAACAAGGGCUACAUUAAUUUUUUUAAUCAGCGCCGGCUUACAAGUUCUUUUAAACAUCUUUUCACUAAAAGUCGCAGCUAACCAACAUCGCGCCAAUUUGCCUUUUCUUCUAAGAGAAAGUAGUUCAAUUGAAUAA